AUGAACCGCUCCAUCACAGGCGCUUGGGCCAAUCAGCGCAACAGGAUAUCCUUGAACAGCCCGCUUCCUCCUUCGCCAUCCGCCGCUUCGCCUGCUUCCAAUAUACCCGUCCCACCUCCUCCUGGAUCUGCAGCCGCUGCCGCGCUAGCUAGACAGCAGCAAGCACAAGCUCAACAAAAUGGCGAAGGUGCGACGACGAGCAACGAUCCCGUAGACGUCAAAGCAGCAGGAGCGACAGGCUUCACGCCCAGGCCGCGGCAGCAUUCUCCUGAUCCUGCCUUGGUAGCAUCCACGUCCUCACCUGUCAAGCGCAAAUCGCGCUCUUCGCGCAUCGAUGGUAGUGGUGCUGUCGGUUCCUCUACGGGGUCGUCAUCCUCGAAACGGCCCAAAGGUCUCAUCUCCAAGCUAAUGAACGCUGCCGAAAAGUAUACCCCUCCUGCGACCCGUCUCGCUGAUCUCGGCGGCAUCUCACAUGCUAUCGAAAAGAUUUUGGAACUUAUUGCAAUGCCUCUGUGUCAUCCAGAGAUCUACGCUCACACUGGCGUCAAGCCACCUCGAGGUGUUCUGCUGCAUGGUCCACCUGGAUGUGGUAAGACCAUGCUGGCUGGCGCGGUCGCAGGCGAGCUCGGCGUGCCCUUUCUUUCGAUCUCGGCUCCCUCAGUCGUUUCUGGCACAUCGGGAGAGUCGGAAAAGACCAUCCGAGACACGUUUGAUGAGGCUGCUUCGAUUGCUCCAUGCAUCCUCUUUAUCGACGAGAUCGAUGCCAUCACGCCGAAACGAGAGACAGCACAGCGAGAGAUGGAACGACGUAUCGUUGCCCAGCUUCUCACUUCUCUCGAUGACCUCAGCUGGGAGAAGACCGAUGGAAAGCCAGUUAUGAUUAUUGGCGCCACCAACCGACCGGAUAGCCUCGACCCGGCUCUCAGGCGAGCUGGUCGAUUCGAUCACGAGAUCGCCAUGGGUGUUCCCGAUGAGGAUGGACGCGAACAGAUCCUGCGUGUACUCGCACAAAAGCUUCGUCUCGCUGGCGACUUUGAUUUUCGCGCGUUAGCCAAAUCUACACCAGGAUACGUCGGUGCCGAUCUCACUGCUUUGACAUCAGCAGCGGGCAUUAUCGCGGUGAAGCGCAUCUUUCAGCAGCUCAGCGAAUCCGACUCGCUGCCCUCGAGCCUAUCUGCGGCACGCAUCUCGCAGGCUAUCGGCUUGAACACCAGCGACGGCCAACAAGAUGCUGCGGCGUCAGGCGAAGCCGAUGUUGAGAUGGGUGACUCCGGCGACUCCAAUUUUCCGCCUGCUAGUGCCAGCCAGGCCGCCUCCGAUGCUGUCCAGGACAUUCCAGACUCAGAAAUCGUCGUGCGCUCGACUGCCAUCGAUACUCCGGGUUCUUCCAAGGGCGCUGUUACUCCUGCCACUGCUGAUGAAGACGGCACACUAACAUCAGUGCCAACAGUAGCUGCGUCUUCCAACGUCCGCCCAUCCGCCACUUUCUUCGAUGCACUUCCCGAGCACAUUCGCGAUUCAUCUAUUGCUUCCUUCCUCAAGAAUCAUCCAUCGCCUCUCACAGAGGCGCAGCUGGCGCCGCUCGCAAUCACCAACGCCGACUUCCUGGUGGCUCUUCCGUCUGUUCAGCCCUCGUCUAAAAGAGAAGGCUUUGCCACGGUGCCAGACGUAUCGUGGGCGGACGUGGGAGCUCUGCAUUCGACGCGCGAUGAGCUUUCUAUGGCGAUCGUCGAGCCAAUCAAGCGACCCGAGCUUUUCCGCUCCGUUGGUGUCUCUGCCUCCUCCGGCGUGCUUCUCUGGGGUCCACCCGGGUGCGGUAAGACGCUUCUCGCCAAAGCGGUUGCCAACGAGUCUCGUGCCAACUUUAUCUCCGUCAAGGGACCUGAGUUGCUCAACAAGUACGUCGGUGAAUCCGAGAAAGCGGUACGUCAAGUGUUUGCGCGUGCACGAACCUCCUCGCCGUGUGUGAUCUUCUUCGAUGAGCUCGACGCUCUCGUACCACGGAGGGACGAUUCUCUGUCCGAAAGUUCAAGCAGAGUAGUCAACACGCUACUCACGGAGCUCGAUGGCCUGGAGUCGCGCGUUCAGACAUACGUCAUCGCCGCCACGAAUCGGCCGGACAUGAUCGAUCCCGCCAUGUGCCGUCCCGGGCGUCUGGACAAGCUGCUGUAUGUCGACUUGCCUAAGCCUGAUGAGCGCUACGAGAUUCUCAAGACCAUCACCAGCAAGACGCCGCUGAGCGACGAGGUGAACCUGCAGACGAUUGCGUGCGACGACAAGCUAGAGGGAUUCUCUGGAGCCGAUUUGGCUGCACUGGUUCGCGAAGCGGCUGUGUUGGCGCUUCGCGAGACAAUUCUGUUCCAUAAUUCUCAGCCUGGUACGGUGGCAUCUCAGGCCAAGAAGAGCAACAAGGGCGAGCAUGAGCGUGUCAAGGUCACGGUCAUGCAUUCGCACUUUGUGGCAGCGCUAUCCAAGAUUCAGCCCUCGGUAUCUGCUCAGCAGCGACGAAAGUAUCUGUCGUUGAGAAUGAAACUGCAAGGAUCCGUGCCGAUCGACGCAGCCUCGGGCGGCAACGGUCGCCGCGCUCGGUUCGACGCUGAUGCCGAUGAUCCCAACACUGCUACGCCUGCUGCUUGA
Molecule: messenger RNA, 2637 nt
Organism: Mycosarcoma maydis (corn smut)
Lineage: Eukaryota; Fungi; Basidiomycota; Ustilaginomycetes; Ustilaginales
Exons: 2
Coding region: 1-2637 (878 amino acids)
Biological process (GO): ribosome biogenesis
Cellular component (GO): nucleus
Molecular function (GO): RNA binding; ATP hydrolysis activity; preribosome binding
Source: RefSeq, a predicted model, not a curated record